AUGGCCAAUGCACUACACAACGCCGCCAUCUCCACCUUCUCUUUUGGAGACCAAUAUCCCAUUUCUCGUUGCGUUUUUCCAUCUUUAUCCACCCUUCCUCUCAGAUCCAUGCAGAAAGGAAAACACGUGGAGCUGAACAGAAGGGUUUUGGUGGCAAAGGCAAAGACUACGAAUGAUUUUGAUGACAUAGAUGUUGAUAUGUCAUUGAGCCAGAGAGUUAAUGCUUUGAAACCUUCCAAAACUAUGGCCAUAAGUGAUCAUGCCACUGCUCUUUUACAAGCUGGAGUUCCCGUUAUUCGCUUAGCUGCUGGAGAACCUGAUUUUGACACACCUGCUGUUAUAGCUGAGGCUGGGAUGAAUGCAAUUCGUGAAGGUUACACGAGAUAUACCCCCAAUGCUGGAACAUCAGAAUUGCGCCAAGCAAUUUGUCAUAAGCUAAAAGAGGAGAAUGGAAUUACUUAUACUCCUGAUCAGAUUCUGGUCAGUAAUGGAGCCAAGCAAAGUGUUGUUCAAGCAGUGCUUGCAGUUUGUUCCCCAGGAGAUGAGGUUAUUAUUCCAGCUCCAUUCUAUGUGAGUUACCCAGAAAUGGCAAGACUGGCUGAUGCAACACCUGUGAUUCUUCCAACCCAUAUAUCUAACAAUUUUCUUUUGGAUCCCAAACUGCUUGAAGCCAGCCUUAGCGAAAGAUCAAGACUACUUAUUCUUUGUACACCGUGUAACCCAACAGGAUCUGUCUACUCUAAGAAAUUACUUGAAGAUAUAGCCCAAAUUGUAGCAAACCACCCCAGGCUUCUGGUUCUCUCCGAUGAAAUUUAUGAACACAUAAUUUAUGCACCAGCAACUCACACAAGCUUUGCAUCUUUGCCUGGAAUGUGGAACAGAACACUAACUGUGAAUGGAUUUUCUAAGACAUUUGCAAUGACUGGUUGGCGGCUUGGGUAUAUUGCUGGCCCAAAACAUUUUGUUGCAGCAUGUGGAAAGAUUCAAAGCCAACUCACUUCAGGGGCAAGUAGUAUAUCUCAGAAAGCUGGGGUUGCUGCAUUAGGACUAGGCUAUGCAGGUGGGGAGGCUGUUUCUACCAUGGUGAAAGCCUUCAAGGAAAGAAGGGAUUUCUUGGUUGAAAGCUUUAGAGAAAUGGAUGGUGUCAAAAUAUCUGAACCACAGGGGGCAUUUUAUCUAUUCAUUGAUUUCAGCUCUUAUUAUGGAAGGGAAGUUGAAGGGUUUGGUAUAAUUGAGAAUUCUGACUCCCUCUGUCGAUACCUGCUGGACAAGGGCCUGGUUGCAUUGGUGCCGGGGAGUGCAUUUGGAGAUGAUAGUUGCAUCCGCAUCUCUUAUGCAGAAUCCCUUACAACUUUAGAGACAGCCGUAGAGAGAAUUAAGAAAGCACUUAUCCCUCUAAGCUCUGCUGCGCUUGUUUAAUUCAUACUAAUCAAGUGCACUCUUUCUUCUACUUAUUGUGUUCUAUUUUUUUGAGUAAUGCUUAAUUCUCUUCCUAUAUCUUCUUACAAUCUUAAUAUGUGAUGAAAUAAUUGUUAUAUGGAAGAGUAUUGCAUUUAUUGAGUAGGAAAAAUUGCAAGAAUACAUUGUUAGAUAUUUGGAAUUAUUUUAAGAAAAUAAUGCAUUGUGGUUGACUCCACAUCUAAUUACCAUAGCCUCGUUUACGUUUAAAUAUUACCAGUA
This is a messenger RNA of Cajanus cajan (pigeon pea), 1680 nucleotides long. Its product is annotated as bifunctional aspartate aminotransferase and glutamate/aspartate-prephenate aminotransferase. NCBI's taxonomy places the organism in Eukaryota, Viridiplantae, Streptophyta, Magnoliopsida, Fabales, Fabaceae. Gene Ontology annotation, molecular function: transaminase activity; pyridoxal phosphate binding. Gene Ontology annotation, biological process: biosynthetic process; amino acid metabolic process. The record is from RefSeq and is a predicted model, not a curated record.